AUGCCUAUCUUCACUAAAACCAACACUAAAUUAUUUUUUGUGCAGCUAGACGCGGCUUUUGCCAUUAAUCGGAUUACAAGUGAGAACACUAAGUACACCUAUUUAAUUAAUUGCUUGGACGCGGAGAUUUUGUCUAAUGUUAGUGACUUGGUAUUUGACCGUCCAGCCGAGGCUCCGUUUUCUAAACUUAAAGAUCGACUCCUCGAAAUUUUCCAGAACUCUGCUGCUAAAAAGGCUAAAAUUUUGCUUGAAGAUCUGGCGUUAGGGAAUCAAAAACCCAGCGCUUUACUCCGUAAAAUGAGAGAGCUUUCAGCAAGCAAAAUUACCGAAAAAUUUCUUAGAAACUUGUGGCUCCAACGUCUCCCUAAAAAUAUUCAGACCGUUUUGGCUGUUAGCGGUGAUGAAAUAAACAAGCUAGCCAUCCUUGCUGACAAGGUUGCUGAACUUACAGAACCAACCCAACUGGCCAGCAUCAACUUAGAAGCCGAAAAUCCCGUAAUCAAACAUCUUGAACUGCAGAUUUUAGAACUCACAAAGAAGGUUACAGAACUUAAUGUAUCGCGUACUGCUCGUCCCCGUUAUCGUAGUAGAGAGAAAAACCGACAUGACCCGAAUUCGAAACACCGCAUUAGUUUACGCUCUCGAGAAAAAAGCCUCAGUCGUCAGGGAUAUUGUUACUACCACAAUAAGUUUGGAUCAGCUGCUUGGAAAUGUCGUUCGCCGUGUUCCUUUGAUCGAACUGCUGAUCAGAGAAACGACAGCAGCCAGCCAAAGUAACGGCUUGUGGAUCCAGCCUGGCUCCUAAAUAUAGCCGUUUGUUUGUGUAUGACAACAAAA
Messenger RNA from Centruroides sculpturatus (bark scorpion), 837 nucleotides. RefSeq lists its product as uncharacterized. The record is from RefSeq and is a predicted model, not a curated record. Bases 1 to 777 code for a protein of 258 amino acids. NCBI's taxonomy places the organism in Eukaryota, Metazoa, Arthropoda, Arachnida, Scorpiones, Buthidae. The transcript has a single exon.